UGCUUCCUGUUGCUGCUGCUGCUGCACGUUGCUUCCCUCUCAGACCAACAAACCUCCGCUGUGACAAGAAAACAGAGACAAACACAAACAUGCCGAAAACCAAGCAGUCGAGUAAGAGGAAGAAGUUCGACUACAACAAAGACCGGAAGAAGAUGAAGAAGAAGUUCAUCAAGAAAUAUAAGCCGAGGAUAGAAGAUUCACAGAUUCGAAAUGCGUGGGACGACAACAAGUCCAUGGCCAGGAACCUGCAGGAGAUGGGUCUGGCGUUCGAUCCAAACCGGACUCUGCCAAUAAAGAAACAGAGACUCCUCGGAGAAGACAAACAGACGAAAGCUCCCGUCAACAUCGUCACCAAACCCUACGUUCUCAACCAGCUGGAGGAGACGGCCAGUCGACCUGAGAAAGACACCAAGACGUUAUCGUCCGACCUGAUCGAGUACGUUCAGUACAUGAUCCGAGAACACAGCAACGACUACAAGGCGAUGGCCAGAGACGAGAAGAACUACUACCAGGACACCCCCAAACAGAUCAAGAGGAAGAUCAACGAGUACAAGCGCUGCCACCAGCAGCACUACAACGCCUUCAUCAGCUCGUUAGCUGUCCCGCAGCCGAUGGACCAGUAGAGGGAUUUUUAGACGCUGUUCUGGACUUGAUAUCGUUCUCUGCAUCAGGACGAGACGGAUCUGGUUCUGGAGAGACGAGGCGACGGGACGUUCAGACGGAAAUCACAGAGCAGGACAAUAGAAUAAUAAAGAGACACUUUUCUGUUGUUCCUGUCCAGAUCUUUUGUUUUUAGUUUUUCUGCUUCUUUACAGGAAAAUUGUCCCGAUCUCGCCGCCAACUGUGUGUUUUUCUGUGUUAUGACCGAGAUGUUUUUGUUUUUUUUAAAUGUAUCAUCAGCAGAAAUGUUUCCCAGCUUCAUUAAACACUUGAAAUGUGUUUAAUGAGAGGGAUGCCGCCGCCGCCGCAGCAUCAUGUUUCCCACUGCAGCUGAGAUGAAAACAUGUUUCUACAUAAUGUUAAUAAGCAUAGAAAACACAGUUAAACAGUCGACCCAGUUAGUGUCAGUGGAACAGCUGGGUCAGAAUAAAACAAUCUGAGUACAAGAAAUAUAAUUUACUCCCAUAUUAAACAUGUUUAUUACAGAA
This is a messenger RNA of Seriola aureovittata, 1148 nucleotides long. It is a transcript of the gene nop16, whose product is annotated as NOP16 nucleolar protein homolog (yeast). Gene Ontology annotation, cellular component: nucleolus. Bases 90 to 623 code for a protein of 177 amino acids. NCBI's taxonomy places the organism in Eukaryota, Metazoa, Chordata, Actinopteri, Carangiformes, Carangidae. Gene Ontology annotation, biological process: ribosomal large subunit biogenesis. The record is from RefSeq and is a predicted model, not a curated record. The transcript has 5 exons.